Messenger RNA from Hypanus sabinus (Atlantic stingray), 1578 nucleotides. RefSeq names its product histone PARylation factor 1. Bases 374 to 1411 code for a protein of 345 amino acids. The record is from RefSeq and is a predicted model, not a curated record. Gene Ontology annotation, molecular function: histone binding; poly-ADP-D-ribose binding. Gene Ontology annotation, cellular component: nucleus. Gene Ontology annotation, biological process: DNA damage response; regulation of protein ADP-ribosylation. NCBI's taxonomy places the organism in Eukaryota, Metazoa, Chordata, Chondrichthyes, Myliobatiformes, Dasyatidae. The transcript has 8 exons.
AGCUGCCUGAUUUGUCCCUGUGGCGGAGCUAGCUGAUAGGCUGGUUUGCUCCCGCGGAGAUGGCAGGAACUGACUGAUUUGUCCCUGUGACGGAGGGAACCGGCUGGCUUCUUGUCCCUGUGGCGGAGCUAGCUGAUAGGCUGGUUUGCUCCCGCGGAGAUGGCAGGAACUGACUGAUUUGUCCCUGUGACGGAGGGAACCGGCUGGCUUCUUGUCCCUGUGGCGGAGCUAGCUGAUAGGCUGGUUUGCUCCCGCGGAGAUGGCAGGAACUGACUGAUUUGUCCCUGUGACGGAGGGAACCGGCUGGCUUCUUGUCCCUGUGGCGGAGCUGGCUGCCGGACCAUUAUUUACAGCGCGGUUGAAGUUGCUUGUGAUGGCGGGGCGAGGGAAACGGAAAGCGGGCAGCAGGAGCUCGGAGACAAAGAAUGCAGUGGAUGACGGGAAGAGGAACAGAGGAGAGAACUCUGACGUUCCUGAAGACGUGCGGCAGGAGCUUCAGAGUCUCUACAAGCUGCCGAUGCCCGAGGACUUCUACCACUUCUGGCAGUUCUGCGAGGAGCUGAAUCCAGGGAAUCCCUGUGAGGCACUGUCUUCAAGUCUUGGACUGCAGCUUGUUGGGCCUUACGAUAUUCUGGCAGGGAAGCACAAAGUUACGAGUAACCCGGAGCCAAAUUACUUGUUGCAUUGGAGGUAUUUCUACGACCCGCCGGAAUUUCAGACUGUCAUCGCUGGAGACACUGGAACUCAGUAUCACUUUGGUUAUUUCAGGGACUCUCCAGAUGAGCUGCCGGUGUUCGUGGCUGCCAGCGAGGCUAAGAAAGGUUGCUCGUUGGUCCAGAUGGGGGACAAUCUGUUCUGCUCUAUUAACCUGCUUUUAAGUAGAAGACUAAAGGAAUUAAGUAAUAAACGACAGAGCAGUGUGCUGAAAGAGCUUGAGACCAAAUUAACAGCGGUAGCGAAGAAAUUAAAUUAUUCACUAGACCAAAGAACGCAAGGAAUGAAGGCCAGGGACAGGAAGGUGGUUACCAAGACAUUCCAUGGUGCAGGUUUGGUGGUCCCACUGGACAAAACUGGCGUGGGUUACAGAGAGCUUCCUGAGACCGAUGGAAGUUUGAGAAAGAUCUGCAAGGCAAUCGUAGAAGCUCCAACUGAUGAAGCAAGGAUCAAAGCUUUUGCUCCGAUCCAAGAGAUAAUAACAUACGUUCAGUUUGCAAAUGAUGAAUGUGACUACGGAAUGGGAUAUGAACUCGGGAUUGACCUCUUCUGUUACGGAUCACAUUAUUUUCACAAAGUGGUACGGCAAUUGUUACCACUAGCCUACAAGCUCUUGAAGAAUCACCUGUUUGCCGAGAUAAUCGAAGUUCAUUUAGCCGACAGAAAAUGGGAUGAUUUAGAUCAACUGAAAGGCUGAAGCUGCUGCUGAGGGCGUUUGGUAACUCAGCACUCCAUCUACACAUUUACUGGAUAAGCUACUAGAAUUUUCAAUUUGAAUUGUAUUAUUUUGAAGAAUGAGUGUACCUGCUUUUUUUUUUAAAACAAUAAAAAUUCUUUGGUGUAUCAAUACUGGCAGUUGAAAAA